Molecule: messenger RNA, 904 nt
Organism: Tarenaya hassleriana
Lineage: Eukaryota; Viridiplantae; Streptophyta; Magnoliopsida; Brassicales; Cleomaceae
Exons: 3
Coding region: 103-789 (228 amino acids)
Source: RefSeq, a predicted model, not a curated record
CAUCAUGGGCUGAUUUUCUAAUCCGAUACCUAACCUCUCUUCCUUCAUUCAUGGCUUCCAUAUCGAUCUAACCCAAGAAAAAUCCUCCCCUUCCUCUCCAAAAUGUCAUCAAACAUCGAAGUCGAAUCCUGUAAAGUAGAUUCCGAGGACGCUGUGAAGCUUCACGCGAGGAUCUUCAAGCCCAGACGCGAAGAACACGAAGAACGACCGAACAGCAACCUAGCAAUUGUUCUUGUCCAUCCAUUCUCGCUGUUGGGUGGUUGUCAGGCUCUGUUGAGAGGCAUAGCUUCUGGUUUGGCCGCCAAUGGCUACACAGCCGUCACUUUUGAUACCAGAGGCGCCGGAAAAUCCACCGGAAGAGCAACUCUUACUGGGUUCGCCGAAGUUAAGGAUGUGAUCGCUGUUUGUCGGUGGGUCUGCCAGAAUCUCGGCGUUGAUAAGAUUGUUUUGGUUGGUUCUUCUGCAGGUGCCCCGAUCGCUGGAUCAGCAGUGGAUCAGGUAGAACAAGUGGUGGGAUACGUGAGUUUGGGGUACCCAUUUGGCCUAAUGGCCUCAGUCCUAUUCGGGCGUCACCACAAAUCCAUUCUCCAAUCCCUAAAACCGAAACUCUUUGUGAUGGGAACUCGGGACGGGUUCACGAGCGUGAGCCAGCUCAAGAACAAGCUCAAAUCCGCUUCAGGACGAACAGAAACUCAUCUCAUCGAAGGCGUUAGCCAUUUCCAGAUGGAAGGACCGCACUAUGAUUCAGACAUGGUUAAUCUCAUCUGCAACUUCAUAUCAUCCUUGUAGGGUUUCUCUUCUGUCCGAAACCAGGAACUGAAAUUCAGAAGAGACUAUUAAGUUAACAUAACCUAUUGAUUGAAGAGCCAUGAGAAGAUACAGAUGACAGUACAGUCUUACACCA